CUCAAUUACUCUCGGUUCAUCACCUCUGUGAGUGCAGCAAGAAAAGCAUCUCCAAUAAGACUCCUGACUGAAUUGAUGCAGAAGUCUCCUCCAUCUCUCAUCUCUCUGGCUGGAGGGGCACCAAAUCCUAAUGUUUUUCCAUUUAAAAGGGCAACUGUUACCAUUGAACAUGGGACUCCUGUUGAGAUUGGGGAAGAUCUGAUGAAGAGAGCUCUCCAGUACUCAGCGUCAGCAGGGAUUCCAGAGCUGUUGUCUUGGCUAAAAGAUUUCCAGCGGAACCUGCAUAACCCCCCCACAGCCAAUUACAGUCCCGAGCAAGGACAAAUGGAAGUGUGUGUCACAACUGGCAGCCAGGAAGGCUUGUGUAAAGUUUUUCAUCUGUUCAUUAAUCCUGAAGACAACAUCCUUUUAGAUGCACCCACAUACUCUGGGACACUAGCAGCUCUGAGACCCUUGGGUUGUAAUAUAAUAAAUGUUCCUAGUGACCAACAUGGCAUUAUUCCAAAAGCUUUAAAAGAAAUUCUGUCUACAUGGAGCUCUGAAGAUGUAAAAAAUCGUAGCCACCACCUCCCCAAAUUCCUGUACACUAUUCCAAAUGGGUGCAACCCAACUGGAAACUCUCUGACCACAGAACGCAAGAAGGAGAUUUACCAGCUUGCAAGAAAAUAUGAUUUCCUCAUCAUAGAAGAUGAUCCUUACUACUUUCUUCAGUUUGAAAAGCCAUGGGCUCCAACUUUCCUCUCAAUGGAUGUGGAUGGCCGAGUUAUCAGGACUGACUCUUUCUCUAAAAUUCUCUCAUCAGGGUUAAGAAUAGGUUUUCUGACAGGUCCGAAGCCUCUUAUUGACAGAGUUGUUCUACACAUUCAGGUUUCAACAAUGCACACCAGCACUUUCACACAGAUUUUGAUAUCACAGCUGCUUCAGCAAUGGGGGCAGAAGGGUUUCUUGGAGCAUAUAGACAGAGUGGUGGACUUCUACAGGAUCCAGCGGGAUGCAAUGCUCACUGCUGCUGACAAGUGGUUAAAAGGCUUGGCAGAAUGGUACCCUCCUGCUGCUGGCAUGUUCUUAUGGAUCAAAAUUAAGGGUAUUUCUGAUACACAGCAGCUGAUCAUGGAAAAAGCUUUGCAGAAAGAAGUAUUACUGGUUCCUGGAGGAGCAUUCAAUAUUGAUAGUUCAGAGCCUAGUUCUUAUGUCAGAGCCUCCUUCUCUCUGUCUUCUCCUGCCCAAAUGGAUCUGGCCUUCAAGAGACUGGCUGACCUUAUAAAAGAAUCUUUGUGA
Messenger RNA from Acanthisitta chloris (rifleman), 1278 nucleotides. It is a transcript of the gene AADAT, whose product is annotated as aminoadipate aminotransferase. Lineage: Eukaryota; Metazoa; Chordata; Aves; Passeriformes; Acanthisittidae. Gene Ontology annotation, biological process: biosynthetic process. The transcript has 14 exons. Gene Ontology annotation, molecular function: L-kynurenine:2-oxoglutarate transaminase activity; pyridoxal phosphate binding. The record is from RefSeq and is a predicted model, not a curated record. The annotation marks the transcript as partial.